Molecule: messenger RNA, 474 nt
Organism: Histoplasma mississippiense
Lineage: Eukaryota; Fungi; Ascomycota; Eurotiomycetes; Onygenales; Ajellomycetaceae
Exons: 5
Coding region: 1-474 (157 amino acids)
Molecular function (GO): RNA binding
Source: RefSeq, a predicted model, not a curated record
AUGUCCAAAAUUACAACAAUUAACCCAACCCUUGCAACCAAGCGGCUCCACGAACGAGACUUGUCGGAUCACAAAAUGUUUAUCGGGGGGCUGAAUUGGGAAACAACUGAUCAAUCACUCAAAGACUACUUUUCCCAAUUCGGGGAAGUCCAAGAAUGCACAGUAAUGCGUGACGGCGCCUCGGGGCGUUCAAGGGGAUUCGGCUUCCUUACUUUCAAAGACCCCAAGACCGUGAACACGGUGAUGGUGAAAGAACAUUAUCUCGAUGGUAAAAUUAUCGACCCGAAGCGCGCCAUUCCUAGAGAUGAACAGGAGAGGACAAGUAAAAUAUUUGUCGGUGGAGUUAGCCAAGAGGCAACCGAACAAGACUUUAAACAGUUUUUUAUGCAGUUUGGUCGCGUUGUGGAUGCUACCCUCAUGAUCGAUAAGGAUAGUGCGAGGCAGCCGUCGAAGCGACCCUCUCAGGACCGCUAG